AAGGAGAAGCGGUAUUGAGAAAGAAAAGAAUAAGAAUGAAAACAAGGCAAAGAAAGAGAAAGAGGUAUGAGGUGUUGAGAAAGGAAAGAAUUAGAAUGAAAGGCUGUAUACUCUUCAGCUUGCACCACUCGUCCAAUUCUAUUCCUUUGCUCAAUCUCUCUCUCACUCAAUUUCUCUCUUUCUCUCUCUAAAUUAUCAGCACAAAGAAUGGAAGGAGAAGCUGCUGCUGCCGCCCUUCAAGCUCUAAUUCAAAACCUCAUCGACCUCUCCAAGAAAGAGAUCUCUCAAAUCCGAGGUCUCGACAAAGAAGCAGCAAAGCUGGCUGCGAGUCUCGACACCAUCCAGAAAUUCUUGAACGAUGCCGAGAAGCGUGACAUCACCGGCGAAGCUGUCAAGAACUGGUUGAAGAAGCUUGAAAACGAGGCGUUCGAUGCUGACAAUGUUUUGAAUGAGCUCAACUAUCAUAUUCUCUCCAAACAAAUCAAGCCCAAGAAGGCAAAGGUACCAUCAUGCUUCUCAUGCUUCAAACAUAUUUCACGUUCUCGAAAUAUGGCUCUUAGAAUCAAAGAAAUCAAUGAGAAUUUGGAAUCCAUUAACAAAGAGGCUGCCGAGCUUGGCCUCGUAGAGAGGCUUGCCAAUGAGCCCACUUUGGUUAAUGCUGGAUUCGAAACUGAUUCAUACACUCUUGAUCCAAUUUUUAUUGGAAGAGAUGAUGUUAUGUCGGAAAUAGUUGAUAUGCUUACCAAUAGCAUCACAACUGAUGAACGUAGAGUUUCCAUCCUUGCCAUUGUCGGGAUGGGGGGAAUGGGGAAGACCACGCUGACUAGGAAAGUCUUCAAUCAUAUGAAGGAUGAGACUCGAUUUGGAUCACAUAUUUGGGUGCAUGUUUCACCAAAUUUUGAUCCAAUCUUUCUUUUCAAAAAAAUUCUCAAAGAGUUGACUUCUUAUGAAGUUGAAGUUGAGAGUAAGCAAGAUAUUCUUUCAAAGCUUCAACAAGCAUUGAAAGAUAAAACUUAUCUUCUUGUUCUUGAUGAUAUAUGGAAUCUAGAUGCUUUAAAAUGGGAAGAUUUUAUCAAUUCCUUGUUGGGAGUUAGUUGUAUCAAGGGGAAUGCCAUUGUUGUUACGACAAGAGAUAUGAAGGUGGCUUCAAUUGUGAAAACACUUCAUGAACACGAGUUGAAAGGCUUAUCGGAGGAAGAGUGUUGGUCGAUAAUUAGAGCAAAAACCUUUGGAGAAGGAAACGUUCCAUCAGAAUUUAAGACUAUUGGGAAAAAGAUUGCAACCAAAUGUCAAGGUUUGCCACUAGCUGCCAAUGUAGUUGGGGGAACACUGAGCAAUCAAUCCGAGGAAAAAUGGCGUUCAAUCAAGGAGAAAUGGCUUUCGCCAGAUGAAGGAGGAGAUUAUAUCACAAAAAUAUUAAGAUUGAGCUUUGAUAAUUUGUCUCUGCCAUCACUUAAAAAGUGCUUUGCGUACUGUGCGAUGUUUCCUAAAGGCUCCAAAAUCAUGAAACAGAAACUGAUUGAGUUUUGGAUGGCAGAAGGUUUUCUUCAAGCUGAUGGAAGGGAUGAGAUGGAGUCCGUGGGUGAAAAAUUUAUCAACGUUCUUCUCCACAACUCUUUACUGCAAGUUUCAGAGAGAGAUGAUUACGGAAAUGUAAAAAGUUGUGGUAUGCACGAUCUUGUGCACGAUCUGGCUUGUUCUGUUUCAAGUUCCUCUAACAGUACAUGUGGUAGCCGAUUUCGAUAUAUGACUCUCGGAAAGGAAUCAAGUCCUAUCCCAAAAGAAAUGGCGAAAUCUCUGCGUACAUUAUUAAUAUCAUAUGGAUGUGAUAGUUCUGGUAUCAACUUCUCAGACUUCGAAAGUUUGCAUGUUUUACGUCUUGAGUAUGGAGUUAAAGAGUUGUCAAGUUCGAUUCGAAAGUUGAUACAUUUGAGACAUUUUGACAUUUCAGAAACAAUGAUUGAAUAUUUGCCGGAUUGGAUUGGUGAAUUCUUUCACUUGCAGACGUUGAGAGUAGACACAGGAUAUUUGAAGAAACUGCCAAGUACAAUUAAGUACUUGAUUAACUUGAGGCAUCUUUAUAUUACUGGGAAGGUAGAGUUGCCUGCGGGAAUCGGGCGAUUAACUUGUCUCCAAACGCUGAAGUACUUUCCAGUGGGGGACGAGAAUGGGUGCAAAAUUGAAGAGCUGGGAAGUUUGAAUAAUCUUAAAGGAGAGCUAAGGAUUAGGAAUCUGGAAAGGGUUGAUGACAAGGAAGAGGCUGAGAAGGCCAAUUUAUUCAAAAAGUCAAAAAUAUUGGAUUUGCAUUUGGAAUGGAAUGAUCGCAGAGAAGGGGAAACAAAUGAUGAGAAUGUAUUGGAAGGCAUGCGUCCACACUCAGAUCUGAGGAGGUUGCAUAUUGGCGGAUUCAAAGGCAAAAGAUUUCCAUUAUGGACUCAGAAGAUGUCAGAUUUGAACAAGUUAAUAUCAUUAACACUGCGGAACUGCAAAGAAUGUGAAGAGAUCCCAAUGUUGUGGCACUUGCCCAAUCUCAAGUCCCUUAAGUUGGAAGGAUGGAGCAAUUUGAAGUGUAUAAAUUCAUCAUUCUACGGAAUGGUGAACAACGACACACGCAUUGUUUUUCCAGCUCUCGAAAAGCUCGAAUUGCAUCGCAUGCCUAAGCUGACAAAGUGGGCAGAAAUAGAAGUUUUGGGUGCAAGUGAAGUGAAGCCAUUUCCUCGCCUCCAACAUUUGAAAAUUAAGUGGUGCGAGCAAUUGAUGAGUGUUCCAAGUCAUGUCUCGUCAUGCCUUGAAUAUUUGUUCAUUCGUGAGAUCGGUGUGAAAUGUCUCCCAGCUGAUUGGUUAUUCAGUAACAACCAGACUCUCUCUAAAUUGUAUAUAAGGCGGUGCCCCAAUUUGAGAGAAUUAGGGGAUAGAGAUAGCGGCGGAGAACAAUCCCAACGAAGCUUCACAUCCCUUCGCCGUCUCAGGAUUGAGGAAUGCAGAGCAUUGGAGUAUUUGCCAUGUGAAAUGCUAGGAUUCUCUCUUGAGGAGCUGUCGUUGAAUUGGUUAAGUAGUCUAAAGAAUCUAGGAAGGGUAAUUGAGUACCUCCCAAGAUUGCCUCGUCUAACAGAAUUGGAAAUUAGAGGCGUUCCUAAAUUUAUGGCCACUGGUUGUCUUAUGAUUUCGCGUUUUCCCAGCUUGAGACGAAUAAGUAUCGAUGUUAGUAUGGGGGUGGAGACUGUGGAUGCCAUAUUGCAAGGAUGUUGCCACUCACUUGAUAAGUUACAUUUGAAGGGGAUGGAAAGUUGUGAAUGCCUACCGGAAUCAAUUCAACUUCUCACUGCUCUUUCUCGGUUAUGGUUAUUUAAUUUUGGAAUGGAAGAGUUACCUGAAUGGUUUGGGAACCUCUCAUCCCUAAAGGAUUUGAGGUUAGAUAACUGCAAAAGGCUAAGGCGUCUACCCUCUAUGGAUGCAAUGCGACGCCUCACCACAUUAAAACAACUAUCUAUUUGGGAUUGCCCGGAAUUACCGAUUAAAAGUGAGGCAGCUGAUUCUGAAUGGCCCAAGCUUUUUCAUAUCCCCCGCAUCAUCGUCGGUGCCGAUGAUUCUGAAUAAAGUGAAACGAGGAAACAGUUGUAUUUGGGGUGUUUCUAAAGAUAAAGAAUUAGAAGGUGAAGCAAGGGAUCAGUGAAGAAGGAAUGAGUGAGUAUCUAUUUUCUUCAUUAUGAUGUGCUCAACCUCUUUUCAUAAUUUUUUAAUUUCCUAUAUUUAUUUAUUUGAACUUUUGUUGAUAGGAUUAUUAAGCAUGUGGAUACCAAUUUGUUUCGGACAGACAGAGCAAUCUCCACCUCUACUCAUGUUUUUACAUUUCUAUUAUAUGUGGUUUUAUCUUUUAUGCUAUAUUUUUCUCUACCUUUGGAUUGAGACUGUAAAUUGUAAUAUAAUUUCCCUAUUAUAUGUUUUUACAAAUGAAUUAUCAUUUGUAUGGACUAUCAUUCUGAACAAAUAAUACAACCCUAAAAAUAUUUUACGGG
This is a messenger RNA of Salvia miltiorrhiza (redroot sage), 4016 nucleotides long. Its product is annotated as disease resistance protein RGA2-like. The coding region runs from base 208 to 3597 and encodes 1129 amino acids. Gene Ontology annotation, biological process: defense response to other organism. The record is from RefSeq and is a predicted model, not a curated record. Lineage: Eukaryota; Viridiplantae; Streptophyta; Magnoliopsida; Lamiales; Lamiaceae. Gene Ontology annotation, molecular function: ADP binding. The transcript has 2 exons.